Tricharina praecox is the source of this 2028-nucleotide messenger RNA. RefSeq names its product DHHC palmitoyltransferase-domain-containing protein. Gene Ontology annotation, cellular component: Golgi apparatus; endoplasmic reticulum. Gene Ontology annotation, molecular function: protein-cysteine S-palmitoyltransferase activity. Gene Ontology annotation, biological process: peptidyl-L-cysteine S-palmitoylation; protein targeting to membrane. Lineage: Eukaryota; Fungi; Ascomycota; Pezizomycetes; Pezizales; Pyronemataceae. The transcript is spliced from 4 exons. The record is from RefSeq and is a predicted model, not a curated record. The coding region runs from base 215 to 1684 and encodes 489 amino acids.
CACCGGCAUGGAACCACGGAAUUCCAGCACCACGCGUCUCCUCCCCGCCGUGCCCACCCCCUAAAGGGCCGAAUUCUCAGAAGAACACCAUCUUUGCAUCUUUCGCAUCCGCAUCCCACGCUCCCUCGCAAGAAACGCACGACGACGCAAAAACAGGCCCGCAAAACAAAACAAAGCAAAAGUGGCGAAAACAACGUUCGAUUCCAUCAUCCCCAUGGACUCGGGUACGCCGACGGUAUCCGGUCCCCGGCGGCGUCGCUCCCGCUUCACAUGUCGCCGCCUCGAUAAGCUGUGCUGUCUGGUCGCCGGCUACUUCCCGCUGUUCUUCGUGUACGGCGUGACCUCGUGGGCGCUCUACACCGAGGCCUACAGCAUCGGCUACCGCACUCUGGGCGGCUUUCAAGGCCUGUUUUGGGGGGGCCUCGGUGUGCUGUUCUAUGUUCUGCUGAUGUGGUCGUACACGCACGCCGUGUUCACCAGUCCCGGGACGCCGAUGGACAAUAAGCACGCCUACUCGCACCUCCCCACCACCGAAUCUAUCUCCACCUCUUCCGUCACGGUAAAAUCCGACGGCCAGGAGCGCUUCUGCAAGAAAUGUCAAUGCCGCAAGCCUGACCGAACCCAUCACUGCUCGUCGUGCCGCACCUGUGUACUGAAGAUGGACCACCACUGUCCGUGGCUAGCGAACUGUCUCGGGCUACGUAACUACAAAGCAUUCCUGCUGUUCCUAAUCUACACUUCGCUGUUCUGCAUGGUGUGUUUCGCCGCUUCGUUGAAGCUCGUCUACCAAGAGCUAUUCGCCAACGGCCCACCGGCAGACGGGCAGCCCAACCCCAUCGACGACCUCGCGCCGAUCAAUUGGGUUCUCCUCCUCGUGAUCUCGGGGAUCAUCGGCCUGGUCAUAACCGGCUUCACGAUCUGGCACCUGAUGCUCACCGGCAGCAACACGACGACCAUCGAAUCCCUCGAAAAGGUGCGGUACACUGCGCCGUCGCUGCGCAACGGCGCACCCCCGCCCGGAGCCCGCCUGCUGGAUGACUACUCCACGCCGCACCACGAAGCGAACCGCUACGGCGCCUACCUCCUCGAAGAGUCCUCCAAGAAGCUGCCGCACGCCUUCAACCUCGGGCGGCGCCGAAACUUCGCGCAGGUCUUUGGCGGUAAGGAAAAGUGGCUUCUCUGGUUCUUCCCGGUAUUCUCUGGUGUCGGCGACGGCUGGAACUGGGAGACGAGCAAGUCGUGGCAAGACGCGGCGAUCGCGCUGCGCGCAGAGCGCGAGAAGUGGCUGCGCGAGCAGGGCGAGCGCGAGCGCGCCGCGGGCUGGGGCUACGAUCCGGCUGAGGAGCAGGCGUGGAAUAGAGGCAAUCCAGACGGCCUGGUCAAGUUUGCGGGCUCGGCGCCGCCGCAGCCCCAGCCCCAGCCGCAGCCGCAACACAAGCGUGCAAGGUCAAAGGCGGAUAAGCUCCUAGGCCGCACCCCGGGCGCGUACACAGAUUCGGAGGGCGUGCCUCUGAGGAAGAUGAAGCGUCCGCCGAGUAUGCAUGCGGUCGAGACGGACUCGGAUGAGGAGAGCGAUGACGACGUGCAGUUGAAACUGAAACCCGUCCGGUGGGGCCGCGGGAAGAAGCCACAUCCCCAUCCGCAUCCGAAUAAUGACGAUGCGGAGUGGGGGACUUGGAAUUGAGUCCGUGGAGUGGAGUUGGCGCAGAGUAGAUGGGUGCUAUGUAUUUUUAUGCGGUGUGGCGAUGCGGCGCGGGGAUUCCGACGGGCGUGGGGCGUGUGGAUGGAUGUUUGAUUUUUGCAUGUUUGGUUGCGGUUGCGGUUGCAGGGCUUGCCUUUUGCGUUUUCUGGGGUCUCUUCUUCUUCUCCUUAUUCUCCGCCUUCUUCUUCACCGUUGUUUUAUACCUUUCGUUGGUCACAUGCAAUUGAUGAUUAAACAAAGGAAAAAACAAAUAUGUGCCCCUGAUUCCUGAAAGCACUGGAGUGGAGUCUGGUGGAAUUCCUAAGGGUAGAUCGUUAGCCAGCUGG